CGACAACUAACAACCGGCUUCUGGUAGCGGCACAAACAAUCUUAAAAAAAGUCAUGCAAACUCAAAAGACGACACGAGGAUUUUCUGUCCGAGCGUUUUCAGAAGGUCUGAAGAGGAGGCUAUCCCCAAAGGGAAAAGAAAUACAACAACCGAAAGGAAUACUUCGGAACAACUCAUCUGAAUCUAUAUCAUGUGUUUACUGUGAUCAAAACAAUAAUACCAGAUCUUACACAGGAACAGAUACUCUCCGCAGCCGGAUUGGCAAUAUACCAGGAUGCCAGACGUGUGCAGCAAUGAAUACGGACAAUUCGUCUAAAAAGAGCGUUAGAUUUAACACCGUUGUUCGGGAGAGGAACUACAUAAGAUCGGAUGAGGAAAAUCCGACAAACAGGAAGUACAGAAAAGUUUCAUCGGACUAUAAUAGUGCAAAAACCACAAAACCUUGCUUUCAAGCAGCAAUGUUCGCAUGCAGUAUAUGUCACAUAACAAUGAAAACUGAGAGUGAAUUCAUAACACAUCAAAGAAAACAUGGAAUGAAUAACACUCAAAUUUUCCAAUAUCAGAUGCCACACCAGUACCAGGAUUAUAGACCAAUAUCCCCACACAUGUUUGUUCGACAGUAGGCCGAUUUGGCUACAUAUGUUUGUUCGGCAGUAGACCAAUAUCGCCACCAAUAUUUGUUCGACAAGAGGCCAAUUUCGCCACACAUGUUUGUUCGACGGUUGGACAAAAUCGAUACUUCGACAGUAGGCCAAUUUCACCACAAAUGUUUUCUCGACAGUAGGCCAAUUUCGUCACAAAUGUUUUCUCAACAGUAGGCCAAUUUCGCCACUAAUGCUUGUCUGACAGUAGACCAAAUGCGCCAAACAUGUUUGUUCGGCAGAAGACACAAAUGCUUGUUCGACAGUAGACCAAAUGCGCCAUAAAUGUUUGUUCCGCAAUCAUGCAAUGUUUGUGAUUUUUUAAAAUCUAGUCGUUAUAAAAAACAAUUAUGUUCAAGAUAAAAUGUAUAGCAUUUAUUGCGUAUAGAAAGGAGCAGAGUUUAAAAUUUUAAAUGCAUGAAAGUAAACCAACUGUGAUUGUCGUCAAAACUUUACAACUAUGAUGUUUUACGAAUCAUCGUGCACAACUUUUUAAUAUAAAUCAUUUUAUCAAAUUUUUAAAGUGAAGUUUAUGCAUGUAACGAGAAGACAGCAUGACUAUCAAGACAUCUGCAUUAUUUAAAUAUUUUCGAUUUUAAAUGUAACACAUUUUAAAACAUAUUUUAUGUACUAAUGUAUUAAAUAUUAAAAUAA
Molecule: messenger RNA, 1295 nt
Organism: Mytilus trossulus (common blue mussel)
Lineage: Eukaryota; Metazoa; Mollusca; Bivalvia; Mytilida; Mytilidae
Exons: 2
Coding region: 54-623 (189 amino acids)
Source: RefSeq, a predicted model, not a curated record